UUUUUUCAGAAAGCGUUUGUCUUGUCUCCUGAAAAAGAACAGUGAGGAUGUGACAAGCGUCACAGCAGCACAUUAGUUCAGGAGUUUUUUUCUUUGUGAUGUGGGCGUCCUGCUCGACUGUUUUUAUCUGACUCACUGGGUUGUAGAGAUCAUUAGUAACCUGAAGCGUUGUAACUUUCAACAGAAGAAACACUUCUGCAAGCUGAACGUGAUGGAAGAUGGAAAUGAUUCUUCAGAUGGAUCUAAUUGGUGGCAAAGCACCUUCGAUGAGUACUCGCUGGACAACUACACCUAUUACAACGACAACAACACAAAGGACUGUUGUGAGGGGGGUGACGUUUGUGACCUGAAUGAAGCUGUGAAUUUCGAGGCGCUGUUCAUCCCCGUUCUAUGCUCGGUGACAUUCGUCGUGGGAAUCCUGGGAAAUGGAGCGCUGGUUGGCGUUCUCUUCCGGAGCAGGAGGACUUGGAGCGUGGCGGACAUCUUCAUCCUUCAUCUGGGUAUUGCAGAUUUCCUGCUGAUGCUGACCCUGCCUCUCUGGGCUACACAGUCUGCUGACGAAUGGAAAUUUGGUCUUCCAAUCUGCAAAAUGGCUGGAAGUCUUUAUACGGUCAACUUCUACAGUGGGAUCUUUCUCCUGGCCUGCAUUAGUCUGGACCGCUACUUCUCCAUCGUCCAUGCCACCCAGAUGUACUCCCGCAGAAAGCCCUGGAUCGUUCACGCCAGCUGUCUGGUGGUGUGGUAUUUCUCCUUGAUUCUCUCCAUUCCUGAUUGGAUCUUUUUGGAUGUUUUGCCGGAUAGGCUGAACAGACAAAGGUGUUUUCGCAACUAUGCAAAAUUCGGUGUUGAAGACAUGGGCCAAUGGAUUGUGCUGUCUCGAUCCAUCUUUCACGCUGUGGGUUUUUUGAUUCCCUCAGCCGUCCUGAUCUUCUGCUAUUCCAGCAUCUUCUACAGGCUGCGCUCUGGCAACCAAAAUCUCCAAAAGCAGAGAGCUUGUAAAGUCAUCAUGGCCGUCGUGGCGGUUUUCUUCAUCUGCUGGACGCCAUUUAACAUCACUCUGUUCGUGGACACAGUUUACCACAGGAAUCAAAACGACACCUGUCAAAGUAAUGCAGCUCUGGAUAAAGCAAGAGCAGUGACGCAGUCUUUCGGCUACAUCCACUGCAGCCUCAAUCCCAUCCUGUACGCCUUCUUGGGGGUGAAGUUUCGGCGUCAGCUGCUGGACAUCUUGAGAUCUCUGGGCUGCAAGCUGAAGGUGCGCACGAAACUCCACUCUGCCAUCAGCAGCAGGAGAACUUCCAUCUGGUCUGAGUCAGGCGACACAUCCAACUCCAUCGCAAUCUAAUCUAAGAGAGACAGACACUUUAACAAUGAAGAAGAAGUUUCAAACCGACAGGAAGGCAGAGACAACACCUGCACUUCCUUUAGCUUUAGCAGUAAGCAUUGCAGCUUAAGUGAGUCAAACCUGCAACACCUGAUUACAAUAUUUACUGUGAAGAGAUAAUGAGUUAAAUGUUGAAUGAAGCGUUUUGGCAGGAUGAUUAUUUUGAUCUGAUCUGUUGCACACGAUUCUCUCCGUUUGCAUCCGUGUGCAUCGGUGAAGUUCAAAUGUAUUAAAAGUUCAUAUUUGUUUGUACUUUGUGCAGUUUUAGACCUGUUUAAGCUGUUGUUCUCUUUUGUAUUCUAGCACAUAAAGUUACAUACAAACUGUUUUUAUUUGUUUUUUUACUUGUAAACUGUGUCGAAGGCGUUUGUGGCCACGGAAACUUUCCUGAAUAACCGACAUCCUGUUCUGUGUGAAACUAUGCACUUCUGCGACCUGUGGGAGCAAAACAAACCAACUUUAAGCAAAUGUCAUGGAAAAAAAUAUAUCAAUGAAGAAAAACUGAACCACUUGAUGUGUUGGUGUUUCAACUUUAAAGCCAUUUAUGUUCUUGGCAGUUAUCUUGUUUAUCUUCAAGCAUCGACUUGAACAAAAAAUACAUAAAAUCUACUUUAAAGAAGGUUUUCACACAUGCAUUCCAGCAUCUUAAUAAUUUACAGACAAUAUUAAUGAUUAUCAGUGGUGUGUGCCCUUAUUUUUCUGUACUGUUCUAAUUAUAUUGUCUUCUUUGAA
Messenger RNA from Oryzias melastigma (Indian medaka), 2116 nucleotides. It is a transcript of the gene cxcr3.1, whose product is annotated as chemokine (C-X-C motif) receptor 3, tandem duplicate 1. Gene Ontology annotation, molecular function: C-X-C chemokine receptor activity. Bases 212 to 1345 code for a protein of 377 amino acids. Gene Ontology annotation, biological process: chemotaxis; inflammatory response; G protein-coupled receptor signaling pathway. Gene Ontology annotation, cellular component: membrane. The transcript is spliced from 3 exons. Lineage: Eukaryota; Metazoa; Chordata; Actinopteri; Beloniformes; Adrianichthyidae. The record is from RefSeq and is a predicted model, not a curated record.